Messenger RNA from Malus domestica (apple), 384 nucleotides. Lineage: Eukaryota; Viridiplantae; Streptophyta; Magnoliopsida; Rosales; Rosaceae. The record is from RefSeq and is a predicted model, not a curated record.
AUGAAAAAGUACAACAUAACCCAUAAGGUUUCUACACCUUAUCAUCCUCAGACAAGUGGUCAAGUUGAGGUUUCGAAUAGAGAAAUCAAGAGAAUUUUGGAAAAGACGGUCAACACUACGAGGAAAAAUUGGUCCAUUCGUUUGAAUGCUGCUUUGUGGGCGUAUAGAACUGCAUAUAAAACCCCCAUAGGCAUGUCUCGUUAUCGACUUGUCUAUGGGAAAGCUUGUCACCUUCCAGUGGAACUGAAGCAUAAAGCUUUGUGGGCUAUCAAGCGACUGAAUUUUGAUUUAAACAAGGCUAGAGAAGUACGAAAGCUUCAGUUGAAUGAACUAGAUGAACUGCGGGAUGAAGCCUAUGAGAAUGCAAGGAUAUACAAGGAUUAA